Suncus etruscus (white-toothed pygmy shrew) is the source of this 159-nucleotide messenger RNA. It is a transcript of the gene MISFA, whose product is annotated as mitochondrial sheath formation associated. Bases 1 to 159 code for a protein of 52 amino acids. The record is from RefSeq and is a predicted model, not a curated record. The transcript is spliced from 2 exons. NCBI's taxonomy places the organism in Eukaryota, Metazoa, Chordata, Mammalia, Eulipotyphla, Soricidae.
AUGAUCAUUUUUGGCUGGAUGCUUUUUAUUGGAUUUGCAUGUUACAUGGGCACAUUUCCAGAAUUAAUGCCUCCAAAUCAGAGCUGGAGAGUAAGGUGGCACGUUCAGAAGAAGGCACAAUUGAGGAACCAGGCUUUGGAUGAAAAUCAGCAACAGUGA